Molecule: messenger RNA, 3875 nt
Organism: Brassica rapa (field mustard)
Lineage: Eukaryota; Viridiplantae; Streptophyta; Magnoliopsida; Brassicales; Brassicaceae
Biological process (GO): negative regulation of transcription elongation by RNA polymerase II
Molecular function (GO): histone reader activity
Source: RefSeq, a predicted model, not a curated record
AUGGAGUACAACAGAAGUGGUUCGUCUUCUUCUUCUACUACAGAGGAAAGCGUUACCAACUAUAAGGAGAAGAAGCCUUGUCAAAUAUGUGGAAAUAAUGCAAAUGACGAUUUUAUUAUGACUUGCUUCAAAUGCAGAGUCACACGAGAACAUAUUUAUUGCGCAAAGGUGCUUUUUAAAGCUGUACCUGACGUGUGGCUAUGUGAAGAGUGCCGCGCCUCACGUGGCGUAAUCUUCAUUAACCAUGACGAAGCCUCAGCGAGUAAUCAACAAUCUGAUUCGGAAUCUGCAAAGUAGCUGAGCUGAGUGGUUGUCAGAGACAAUUGGAUUUAGGGGUCUCUUUUUUUGUAAGUUUGUUUAUUGGUUCGCAAGUGGUCUUACUUGAUAAGUGAGAUUAGUUGUCUAUCUGAGCUUAGCAGGUUGUGAGAGAGGUCUUGAUUUAGUGUUUCUUUUUGUUUUUAAAUAUGCUUGUUGUUUGGGUCGCAAGUGAUCUUACUAGAGAAGUGUGAGAUUAAACUUCUUUGAUGGUCAUUUGCUUCGGUACUCUUAUACAUUCUCCUUUGCUUGCUACUUUGUUACCCAAAAAAACGGUACAUGAUUUCAAGACAGUUUAGAGAUACAAUUUCAAGAUUUAAUGACUAUUGACAAUAUAUCUCCCAGACGAUUAAUACUGAUUCUGAAAAUAUGAAAUUUUCGUGUUAGUGUUUAAAGGGGAAUCGACUCCAGUUCGAAGAGAUAUAAAGGGAAAUCAAAGCGAAGAAUAACAAAAGAAACAUAGUUUGGAGAAUAAAAGAGGUUGGAACAUAUUAGGCUGUCAAACUCGAAUUGAAACUAACUUGAAUUAGGGCUCAACAAAUUUGAGAGGUUUUGGCUGUGGGUGAGUGUGCUUUUCACAAUUUAAUGACAUGUUUAAUUAAAACUAACGUCAUUUUCUGUUAAACAUAGUCGACACCAUCUAAAUCGAUGUGUAAAAAAUACAAAUUUCAAAGGUUUGUAUAUUUAAUGGAAAAUAAAAAUUAGUUUGUGUAUUAAACGAAGAUCCAAAAUUGUUCGUGUAUUUUAUUAGCAAAUAAUAAUUAGUUCAUAUUUUAAAGGAAUUUUCUUUUUAUAAUUUAAACACGUGUUUAAUUAAACACUAGCUAACGUCGUCAAUACUUUCGUUAAAUAUAGUUAGCCGUCUAAAACGAUGUGUAAAAUCUGCGAAUUUCAAAAGUUUGUGUAUUUAAUAGGCAAUGAAAAUUAGUUCGUGUAUUAAACGGGGAUCCAAAAUAGUUCGUAUAUUUUAUCAGCAAAUGAAAAUUAGUCUGUGUAUUUUUAAGGAAUUUUCCCUAAUUUAUAUUAACUAAUGGAUAACUCUGAAAAAAGUUAGAUAAAUUUAUAACUAAAUAACACUAAAAUACACAAUUCCGCCUUGUCAAUUGUUUCCAAAAUUAAUCUUUCAAGAACUAACUGAUAUGGUCUUGUUAAAUCUUCAAAAUUUGAUUUUUAAAGAAAUACAGAAGAAACGACUAGAACAAAGGUGUCGUGUAUAUACCAUUUGAUUGUAGGGUUAAUACAAAUUUUUCUUUUCCGUGGAUCAAAAGUUAUUCUCAAAAAGUGAGAUUUAACUUUUUUGAUCAUCUUUUUGAGCCACACUCAAUGUAUAUCUCGUCUUCUUUAAUUGCCUAUGUCUCCUUGCUACUACACUCUGUGAAGCAAUGAUUCUGAUGAGAAAGACUACUAAUCUAAACUUGUGGUGACUUGAAAAAUUAAAUCGAAAUAGAACAACUAAUACCAAAUAUAGUAACAUAUAUAUUGGUACACUCAAUAUUAAAAGAACUUCAUUUUAGAUUUUACAUAUUUUUAACAUUUUAUUUUAUUGAUAGUGAUUUGCAACAUAUUACAUCAUAAAAGAGAUAUGACAUAUGAAAUAUAAUUGAGAAACUAUUCAUCAUUUAUACUGAAAUUCUUACAUAUUUAUGUAACCAAAAUUUUAUAUACAAAUUACAUGAUGUAAAUUAUUAUAUUACUAGAUUUGAAAAUUUUCACCUUAUUCAGGAUUAGAAGUUAAUUGCCAAAAAAAAACAAAUAAAUACAAGAUGAGAUACUAUGUGAAUUAAGUAUAAGCCAUAAAAUAUGUUGAACUAAGAGAAUAGUAUCAUAUUUAAUACAUUUCUCUUAUACAGCUUUUUUAUAAAAAGAAAGUUUAAUCAAUGCGAUUAAAUUUGUUUAUAUAAUUUAUGUUUGACUUUGUGUGUUCACGAUUGAUAAUAAUGGUUUAAUUUGAAUCCCAAAAAUGUGUGAAUAAUCAAAAUUAUUGACUAGAAGUACAAUUAAAGUUGUAUAAGAAGAAAUUUUAAUCGAUGCGUUUAAAUGUGUUUAUGUAAUUUAUGUUUGACUGUGUUUUCCGAUUGAUAAUAAUUGUUUAACCCGAAUCGGGAAAAAUGUGUGAAUAGUCAAAAUUAUUGACUAGAAGUACAAUUAAAGUUAGAAGAAAUUUUAAUCGAUGCUCUUAAAUUUGUUUCUGUGAUUUCUGUUUGAACUUGUAUUUUCCGAUUGAUAAUAAUUGUUUAAUCCGAAUCAAAAAAAAAAGUGUGAAUAGUCAAAAUUAUUGACUAGAAGUACAAUUAAAUUAAUAUGAAUAUAGUCAAAACUAUUGAUUAGAUUUGGCCAACGUAUAUUUGAACUUCUCUUCCCUAUAUAAAUACAUCAAAGGCUCUUCAGAGAGAGACAAGAAAACAAAAGCUGUUUCUUGCAUCCUAAGAAAACGAUCAUCUUCUUCUUAAACCGAAACCUAUUCUUUCUUUGAUCGAUACUGAUGGUGUACAAAAGAAAAGUAAAGGAGUACAAAAGAAGCGGUUCGUCUUCUUCUUCUUCUAGAGAGGAAAGCGUUACCAACUAUGAGGUAAAGAAGCGUUAUUGGUACACAUUGAUAUAAAGAAAAUGAGUUUAUUGAUUAGCCUUGUUAUUGUUUGUAGGAGAAGGAGCCCUGUGACAGGUGCGGAAGUAAUGCAAAUGAAGAUUGGAUGCUGACUUGCUUCAACUGCAAAGUCGCAGGAAUGCAUAUAUACGUAUUAGGAUUCAUGAUUCCUCCUCCUCCUCUAACUUGAAUCAUUAACAAAAGUCUUGAUUUUAUUUGUUGUAAUGUUUCAGUUAUUGCGGAAAGGAGCAUUUUAAAACUGUACCUGACAAGUGGAUAUGUGAAGCGUGCCGUACCUCAAUUCGUGUACUCUUCAUUAAGCGUGGCUUUGCUAAAGGUCCUAAUGACACUGGUAACUCAAUUCGUCUUAAUCGUGCGUAUAACACUGGAAGAACACUGGAAGCGAGCACUCUGGUAAUGAAGACUCAGCGAUUAAACCAAAAAGAAAAAGACUCAGAGAGUAAUCAACAGCCAGACUCAAACACGCCCUCUGAUUCAGAAUCUGCAAAGUAAAUGCUUUUGUCAGAGAGAGAUGUGUAGUUGAGCUGAGUGGUUGUUGUCAGAGACUUCUGGAUUUUAUGGUUUCUUUUUUUUUUUUGAAUAAAAGUUGUUUCUUGGGUCGCAAGUAAUCUAACUAGAGAAGUGAGACACUCUUAAAAAUAUAUUUUACUUGCUACUUUGUUACAAAAAAAUAUCUGAAUUUUAUGGUUUCUUUUAAAAAAUAAAUAAAUAAAAGUUUGUUUCUUGGCUCUCAAGCAAUCUUACUAGAGAAGUGAGAUACUCUUAAAAAUGUCUUUUACUUGCUACAUUUUUUUUUUACUUGCUACUUUGUUACACAAAAAAAAAUUAUGCGUAAAGGCAACUUAUAAGAUGCAACUUAAUGAGUCAAUGUGUGAUGACAAUAUCUACCAGACGCUUAACACUGGUUCUGAAAAUGUGACCAUUUAAAUAAUUUAUUUUAACUUUAUAUAAUCCU